Messenger RNA from Spodoptera exigua (beet armyworm), 2342 nucleotides. Lineage: Eukaryota; Metazoa; Arthropoda; Insecta; Lepidoptera; Noctuidae. The record is from the annotation of a GenBank genome assembly.
CAAAAGCAUGCUUCUGUCAUCACCUAAACCCAAAUUGUCAAAUAGAAUUUGAAAGUUAUCGUAAAACUUACCUAUUUUGACGACUUUAUUUUGAAAAUAAGGUAUUAAAACUAACUCAAAAUACCGAUAUGAGUACACCGAACAAACGGAGAGAUAACAUGGAAGAUAGCGGUAUUAAUGCAAAAAGGCCGAAAUCUGAAUGUCCGUACGCUGAGAAAUGCUUCAGACUAAAUCCUAUACACUUCAGAGAGUAUAGCCAUGCUCAUUUGGAAUCAAUAUUAGAUUCGUACACUGGUACCGGAGAGUUUCCGAUCCCGUCAAAGCUGUCCGGGCAGAGACAGAUGUAUGUGGACCAGUUGAAGAUGAUGGUCCACAAACAGAUUUACGCAUACGGCAGGAAUUUUGACAGUGAAGCUGGUAGCAGUACAGAAACCACACAGAACAACACAGAAGAUAGAAAAAAAGAAGAGAAAUUAAAAGAAGCGAAACAGAAGGACAGGUCUCCUUCUAGCAGGAAUAUAGGAUCCACACCGUCAAGUAGCAGGAGUGGGGAAUGCAGUUAUAAUUCUUCUCAAUCUUCUAGAAGCAGAGAAGGAGGGAGUCAGAAUACUUCUAGCAGUAAAGAAAGUGUUAAAGACAGUGACUAUCGCCCCAUAGUGCCACCUACCCGUCGCGCCGAAGAUUAUUUAUCUGUGGUCCGCCCCAAAGGCAAUAUGGCCGCCAAACACGACGCCAGCGCCCCCUACUACGUGUUCUAUACAACUAUCAAAGAUGCAAAAGAAACACACAACCAGCCAUAUUCCAUUACAUUUCUAGAAAUCCUAGAUAGGAGCUUGGGUGAACUAAAAUGCUCUCUACAAAUCAAUUUUAUGGUGGAAAUUGGAUGGCUCUUGGCGCAGUAUUACUUUGCUGGAUAUAGUGAGAAAAAAUUAACAAUUCUAUACGGAGAAGAAUGUUCUGAGUUGAAGAAUAUUAGUCAGAAAAAACCACAGGUGACUGCGCACCAAGUGACCAUGUCGACCCCUUUCGGGAAACAUCACACAAAAAUGAUGAUCCUGUGCUAUGAAGAUGGUUCCCUUCGAGUCGUAAUUUCUACAGCUAAUUUGUACUUGGAUGAUUGGGAAAAUCGGACGCAAGGCUUAUGGUUCAGUCCGUCCUGUCCAGAAUUGCCGGCGGAUUCGAUGCCCCACGAAGGCGAAUCCCCGACGAUGUUCAAAAAAAGCCUGCUUAGAUAUUUAAAUAAUUAUCACCUACCUAAUCUAGCGUUUUACGUGGACCGAGUGAAAAGAUGCAAUUUCAGUCAUAUUAACGUAUUCCUAGUAGCAUCAGUACCGGGGUCACAUUUUGACCUCGACUGGGGUAUGACUCGCGUGGGGUCUCUUUUGAGGCAGCACUGUUGUAUUCCUCCGGAAGAGACCAAAAAUUGGCCUUUAAUCGCUCAAGCCAGUAGUAUUGGAAGUUACGGGAAGGAACCUAAGCUAUGGUUGACCGGAGACUUCCUGCACAAUUUCACAAAGAUCAAGAAUCAGUCGCAAUUGUUAUCAACACCGCCGGAAUUGAGGAUAGUGUACCCGUCUUUAGAGAAUGUCCGCCAGUCGCACGACAACCUUCUCGGUGGGGGAUGUCUGCCGUACGCGGGGGAUGCGCAUGCCAAGCAGCCAUGGUUGAAUAGCUUUUUGUACCAAUGGCAAGCUAAAUCGACGUGCAGGAAUCGCGCUAUGCCGCAUAUAAAGUCGUAUACGCGAUUCCAUAAUGGUAAAGCCGCGUUUUACCUCCUAACGUCGGCAAAUAUCAGUAAGGCGGCUUGGGGACAGGUGAACAAAGGAAAUGGAGCCCUAAGGAUCAUGAGUUAUGAAGCUGGCGUCUUGUUUUUGCCUCAAUUCGUGAUAAAAGAAGAUUAUUUCCCUCUUCAGCAGAAUGCAAGACACCGUCUAGUUAUACCAUACGAUCUUCCACCAGUGAAAUAUACACAAGAUAUGACUCCUUGGGUGUCUGAUUAUUUGAAUUAGCAAAAAAAACAGAAAACAGUUUUCUUGCAGCAACUUUUCUGCUGUCCCUCCCGCCCUGGACGGGAGAAGUCAGGUGAUGAUUUUCUUCUCUCAAAAUUAAAUCCCAGACCUGGAACUGUGAUGCAGUUAAUAUAUCACUGCACGGUUGAUGCGGUGGCUGGGCAAUUGACUGCCGCGCAACGUGUCGCGGGUUCGAUUACCGCACGGAACAACUCUUUGUGUGAUCCACAAAUUGUUGUUCCGGGUCUGGGUGUCAUGUGCAUGUGGAAUUGUAUGUUUGGAAACCCACGACACAGGAGAAAAUCGUAAUGUGGGGCAACGUUUAAAAAAAAC